Lactuca sativa (garden lettuce) is the source of this 1270-nucleotide messenger RNA. Its product is annotated as short-chain dehydrogenase/reductase 1. The record is from RefSeq and is a predicted model, not a curated record. Gene Ontology annotation, molecular function: oxidoreductase activity, acting on the CH-OH group of donors, NAD or NADP as acceptor. Gene Ontology annotation, cellular component: membrane. Lineage: Eukaryota; Viridiplantae; Streptophyta; Magnoliopsida; Asterales; Asteraceae.
UAUAAUAUCCUUGAAAUGACCUUCAAAUGCCAGCCUAAAAGACUUGAAGGUCCAGGUCCGUAUAUUGCAAAGUUGAAGGACAAAAAGUAUAAAUUUAACGAAGCUUACUCAUUCCUUUUACUAUCCUCACAAACAAUAUUCGACAGGAAAAAAAAGGUUGAGUUGAAGAAAAUGGCGUCAAAAAGGAUUGCCGUUAUUACCGGUGGAAACAAAGGCGUUGGUCUAGAAAUAUGCAGACAAAUGGCUAAUGAAGUUGUGGUGGUGUUAACUGCAAGAGACGAGCAGAGGGGUGUCGACGCCGUCGCCAAAUUGCACUCCUCUGGUUUACAGGAUGUCGUUUUUCAUCAGCUCGAUGUAACAGAUCCAUCCAGUAUUGCUUCGUUAGCGAAUUUCAUUGAUGCUCGGUUCGGAAAACUCGAUAUAUUGGUGAACAAUGCUGGAAUCUCUAGCACUAUCGUCGACGAGGAGUCUUUUUGGAGUAUAGAUCUUCCAAGUGAGGUGCUUGUUGGAAAGACUAAGCAGUCGAAGAAAGCUGUAACACAAACAUUUGAAGGAGCUCAAAAUUGCUUGGAAACCAAUUAUUAUGGAGCUAAACAUGUCACACAAGCCUUGCUAGCACUUCUUCUUAAAUCUACAUCUCCUAAAAUAGUCAACGUCUCAUCCAAAUUGGGGCAACUACAAAACGUACAAGACGAAAAUGCAAGGAAGAUUCUGAGUGAUGUGGAUGGAUUGACGGAGGAGGUGGUGGAUGAAGUUGUGAGUGAGUAUUUAAAGGAUGUUAAAGACGAGGAAUCGAUGGUGAAGAAAGGGUGGUCAAGUAAUGUUUCUGGGUAUAUCGUGUCAAAAGCGGCUCUGAAUGCGUACACGAGGAUCUUGGCGAAGGAAUUUCCAUCGAUUUCUGCAAAUGCGGUGAGUCCUGGUUUUGUUGCGACGGACAUGACUUAUUUUAAGGGAACUUCCACCGUUGAAGAAGGUGCUAGAGGGCCGGUGAGGCUAGCUUUGAUCUCCGAUGCCGGUCCAACCGGUCAAUAUUUUUGGACGACAGAAAAGUCAACAUUUUGAUACAAAAAGAAUCAUUGAAUUUUCGGGAAGAGAAGUCUGACUUGGAUCCGUGUUGGUGCUGGUUUAAUAACUUGAUAUAUUAUCAAAAUAAAACUGAGGAAAUAAAAUAAGUUGAUUGUAUUUUAUUUUAUUACCGUGGGAAGUGGUAUUGUAAUAAAUUGUACUGUGUUAUCAUAAUAAUAAAAAGUAAAUGGUUUUGAGGGUAAAA